AUGUAUUCACCGUUUACUUCUUUAUCAAGUGUUGGAACAUAUACAGUGAGAGCAAGAACCUAUGCAGCUGUGGUUAUAAACACAUUCUUAAGAUAUACUGAACUGAUGGGCAACCUUAAAUGCUUCGGUUCCAAAGAAGUCGAUGACGAGGAGAAAAUUGGGUUUGUGCCGGAGAUGCAUUUGUCAACGACAAAAACAGUGACCCUGAAGCUCGAGGAGGGGGAUGAGGUAACCUAUGCCAGGGCUAGCGAGCAAUCCAGCGUGAGCCUGAGUUUGAGCUUUCCAUUGAUUCGGCUGAUGAGAGAUAAUGUGGAUGAUGAAAAACAGGUGAAUGUAGGGAUGAAAUCAGUGUGUUAA
Molecule: messenger RNA, 357 nt
Organism: Ilex paraguariensis (yerba mate)
Lineage: Eukaryota; Viridiplantae; Streptophyta; Magnoliopsida; Aquifoliales; Aquifoliaceae
Source: the annotation of a GenBank genome assembly